Prorocentrum cordatum is the source of this 1034-nucleotide messenger RNA. Lineage: Eukaryota; Dinophyceae; Prorocentrales; Prorocentraceae. The record is from the annotation of a GenBank genome assembly.
GACCUCUGGCGGGGCCUGCGGCACGACCCCUCGGAGCACUGGCGGCUGCAGUCGCGCCUGACGGCCGGCCUGGCGAGCGCGCGCGAGGGCGCCGCGCUGCACGAGUGGGGCGUCCGCGUCGAGAGGGACCCGCUGAGGGUGCGCUGCGGGGAGCUGGAGCACGAGCCGGUCUACUUCAGCAGGCGCGCGGAGGACCGGACUACUUCCGCAGGGCCGCGCUGCCGCCCGCAGAGCUCGAGGUGCCCACAUCCAGGAAGGGCUUCGACCGCAAGCCGGGGCCCGAGGUGUGGACCUCUCCUGGCGCACGCCUCGUGCUCGACCGCUGGCUGGUCUUCUGCUCGGACUGCCCGGAGGAGCGGCAGGUCGUGGACACGUUCGUGCAGGAGCUCGAGCCCCUGGUCGGCGAGGUCCUCGAGGCCGACACGCUUGCGGGUCGCAUCUUCAUCGCGCCGCCCACCGUCGUGGAGGUGCGCGCGGACGCGGCGGAGGAGUGGGUGGAGUUCCUCCGGGCCUACCGGCCGCCCUGGCCCGCCCAGAGCACGAAGAUGGCCAUGGUGGUCAUCCCGAGCCAGGUCCGCCGCCGCGACCAGUACUACUACCAGCUCAAGAACCUCCUCAACUUCAGCCCGGCCUUCUGCUGGCGGUCGCAGAUGGUGCUCAGCGCCACGCUGCGGCGGCCGAGCCAGCGGCAGCACGUCUGGAGGAACAUCCUGCAGCAGAUGCUCGUGAAGCACGGCGCCUGGCUCUGGGUCUUCUCCCCGCUGCCCUACCGCGGCCGCUGCGCCAUGGUUGUGGGCAUCGACGCGUGCCGGCAGUCGAAGGACUCGAGACCCCUCGAUCCUGACGCUGUGCGCGUCGCGGAACCCGUACUUCACCUCCUACUACACCACCUGGCGCGCGCAGGAGGCCGACAGGGCGAGCGACCACCUCGUGCCCCCAGGCGACCUGCUCAAGGACGGGCCGUGCUGUGCUUCUUCAGAGAGACGAAGCGGCUUCCGGACCCGAUACGCUGGUGGUCUACCGCGGCGGAGUGA